AUGUUACGGUCAUUAAUAUUCUGUUGUCUUGUAAUCUUUAAUGCCGUUUCUGGCGAAAUUGACGAAAGACCUGUGGUUAUCAGACUUCAACCACAAUCGCGGAAGCCAAACUUCUUGAAGGAAAUUGCACCACCUCGUGCAGUCCUCAAUGCUCACGCAAAAACUGGUACCUCGGCAACAACUCAUGUGAGUGGAAGCCUAUUUAAACAGCAUUUAACCGUUUUAAUUAUACCAGCUCCUUUUCCUGGUGAACAGUUUAAUCCUCGAGAAAUUACCACACUUCCUCCUCCUCCUCCAGUCAAUAUCCCACCAGAUGUUCAGAACCAGCUUAUUAAAUUUUUUGGAUUAGACAGCUUUGGUAUUCCAGGACUUACGGGGAAUCACCCUGAAGGCUUCGCUGGAGCAAUUGAUGAACUUAGAAAGGCGGGCAUUCCUAUCCAAGGAAUUCCUCCAGAAAAUAUAGCAAAGUUUGACUUUUCAGACUUGUUGGCUCAUGCUAGUCCGUCAUUUGGAAACCAACUGAAUAAGCUUUACAAUGAAGCCGCUGGUCCUUCUGAUUAUCAUGCUGGAUUAUCCAACAUUCCAUUACCAGAAGCUACGCCAGGAGAAAAUGGAUUGAUUGGACUUCUUUCUACCUCUGUUAGAAAACUGGUUCAUGACUCUGGUAUUGCUGACGCAAUGCAGCAAGGGCUUCCAACUGUUCUUGGUACCAAUAAGGCUCCAGAAAUUGCUCAUUCCACUGACACCGAAGCCUUCGAGGCAGAAGCUGCAGCUGCAGAUACUGGAGUCCGACGUCAACAAAGCGUAGCUCAGAAAGCUUUAUCUGGCAUAGCUGCAGCGCUUGGUGCUAGUGGUGGUAACGGGCCAACUCACGCUGGUUUACCAAGAAUUCCUGGCAUUCCUCUGCUUCCUGGUGGAAUUCCAAGAAACUCACAAGGACAAAUAGAUGUUGUUCAACUUAUUGGGUCAAUCACUCGUCGUAUAACCAAUGGUACUACAGUUGCUGAUAUAAUACCUCCUGAGCAAUUGCAGACGCUGGCUGAUAAUGUUACCGAUGCACUUCUGCCACCGACACCUGAAGAUUUUGACUUGCAGAAGUUUAUGGGAAGGUGGUUUGAAGGAAUUAAUAGUCCUCGUGCCACUGAACAGCGUUGUAUUGUUCACCACUAUGGUGGUUUGACCAAAAACGACAAGACAGCUACUUUUACGGCCCUUAAAAUAUACCGCGAAGGUAGUGAAUUCGGACCGGUACGAUAUUCCAUUGGUUACGCCUUCAGAGGAGGAAAUAAGAAUGCAAUGUUGCAGUUGCACAGUUCAGAAUCAGCUGAUGCUCAGCCAUUUUGGAUUUACAAACUUGGGCCGGAGGGAACCGAUCCAUUUGGUAAUCCUCAAUACGAAUGGGCUAUUGUCUCCAAUUGGUUGAAAUACCCAGUAACAGUACUGGUACGUGAUCCAGAUACCUUCAAAACCAAGUACGAAAUUGAAGUCCUCCGAUGGUUGGAAGAUCAAGGCUUUAUCAACGGAUUUGUUCGAGCCUUCAAUAUGCUGCAGCCUGCUAGCUACAGUUCCUGCCAAUACGCGGACAGCACAUUUACGGUAUUUGGCCCAAGUAAACGAGCUGCUGCCAGUGGGGCUGCUUAA
This is a messenger RNA of Enterobius vermicularis (human pinworm), 1641 nucleotides long. The record is from the annotation of a GenBank genome assembly. NCBI's taxonomy places the organism in Eukaryota, Metazoa, Nematoda, Chromadorea, Rhabditida, Oxyuridae.